Messenger RNA from Austrofundulus limnaeus, 862 nucleotides. RefSeq names its product ankyrin repeat domain 39 (gene ankrd39). Gene Ontology annotation, molecular function: protein binding. The record is from RefSeq and is a predicted model, not a curated record. NCBI's taxonomy places the organism in Eukaryota, Metazoa, Chordata, Actinopteri, Cyprinodontiformes, Rivulidae.
GCUGCUGCUAACUUUUACCAAUCUGUCAAUCCGUACAGAACCAGAACACUAUCAACAGUUUAUGCCUUUUUUUAGUAUAGUUAUUCGUUUAAUUUAAGGGGUUAAAUAACUUCGCCUCUUUAAGCUCAAUGUUUGGGCUUCCUGCAUCCCUUUGGUUGCGGCAGAUCCGUAGAAUGCAACUACAAGGCACCACAGUAGUUGUUUACCACACAMGUUUGUGAGCUAUUGUGCUGCAAUGUCUGACAAACACCAUUGUUCGUGUUGCUCCCAUCCUGUCUCCUCCCCCAGUGUUCACCAGACCCUGAAUGAAAUGGAUUUUGAAAGAGGUAUCUGGUCUGCUGCCAUGGAUGGAGACUUGGAGAGACUAAAGCUCCUUGUUCAGAAGGGGUCAGACCCAAAUCAAAGAGACUCAGCUGGGUAUACAGCUCUGCACUAUGGGAGCCGCAGUGGUCAUCUUGACGUAUGUGCGUUUCUUCUUGAGAAUGGUGCGUGUGCGUCRCCUCAGACACCAGGUGGGGCCACGCCGCUCCACCGAGCUGCUUACUGCGGUCACCUGGAUGUCGUCAGUCUCCUCCUGCGAUACAGAGCAGAUCCAUCGCUCUGUGAUGAUGACGGCGCGUCCCCUUUACAUAAAGCUGCAGAGCGGGGGCAUGAAGAGGUGUGCCAGCUGCUUCUGGAGCACUGUCCAUCACUCAGCAGCCAGGUCAACAACAAGCUCCAGCUACCGUACCAACUGACACAGCAGGGAGCCCUGCAGGAGCUCUUAAAGCCGCCCCCAUGAWGCUUUAGACUUCUAAGAUUACACAAAUGGUGUAAGUUUAAAACUGAACAAGACAGACCUGCAUUAAAAAAAUAAAAACAG